GUCCAUGCCCGCCCUCACAUGAAUGCUGCUGCCGCUCCAGCACUAUCCUGUUGUCCCACAGUUCAGGAAGUUGUAAUCCAACGACCUGAGUCGGAUGUAUUCAGCGAUUCUAAGUCAUGAUAUCGCUUGUUGUGAUACUGGUUGUAAGUGUACAACUAUGGCCCGCUCGAGGGUCCCACGAUGUAGCAGAUCACGAUGCCUUCGGGAAGGGUGUCCGUUCCCUUGAGGUUGAUCUGAGCGUGGAUCUGUCUCGGAUUGUCCGGGAGGUGGACGAGCGCUUUCUGUCCGUGGCUAUUGAUGCCAGCCUUGUGGCCGAGGAAAAGUUCAUGUACAUGCUGGGGUCCCCAAAACUCAGGACGCUAGCCAAAGCGUUAUCCCCGUCCUAUCUGAGAUUCGGAGGGACCAGGCAGGAUUUCAUGGUGUUCAAUCCAGAGAAGUACCUCAUGCGGUCCCAUGGUUAUGAUCAACAGAAACCCGGUUUGAGUGCUGGACCAGAAGAUAGUUGUAAGAAGAUGGAGUUGCCUACACUACUGGAGGCGAGGUUGAAGAAGCAGUGGAUUCAACAGCAAGCACUACUCCGAAAAGAGAAUCUGCAGAAGAAGUACAGAAGGCGGGUAAAGUUUACAGAGUACUCUGUGGACCUCCUGACCUCCUUUGCCAACUGCACUGACAUGGACCUCAUCUUCGGUCUGAACGCCCUGCUGCGCACCUCCGACAACAUCUGGAACAGCAGCAACGCCCGGUCCUUGAUCAAGUACUGUGAGUCCCGGCAGUACCGCAUCUCCUGGGAGCUGGGCAACGAACCCAACAGCUAUGAGAAGAAGGCCGGUGUCCGGGUAUCCGGGUCCCAGCUCGGGGAGGACUUUGUUAAUCUCAGAGAAAUAUUACAAGACUCCAAGUUGUACCACAACACGGGCCUGUACGGCCCAGAUAUCAGCCAGCCGCGGGACCACCGGAAGGACCUGCUGCAAGGGUUUCUGACUACCGGCUCACAGGCGAUUAAUGCCUGCACAUGGCACCACUACUACGUGAAUGGACGAGAGGCAACACUCGCCGACUUCAUCAGCCCACAGGUUUUGGACUCUCUAGGGCUGAAGAUCAGCCAAGUUCUGGAGAGCGUCCACCUGGUGUCCCCGGGUAUGAGGAGCUGGCUGGGGGAGAGCAGCUCAGCGUAUGGCGGGGGAGCGGAGGGGCUGUCGGACGCCUUCGCAGCCGGAUUCAUGUGGCUGGAUAAGCUGGGACUUGCUGCUAAGAUGGGUCUGGACGUGGUUAUCAGACAGGUGUUGAUCGGUUCUGGAACGUACCACCUGGUCGACGACAACCUGGACCCCCUUCCUGACUAUUGGCUGUCGCUUCUCUACAAAAGACUUGUUGGCCCUGAGGUUCUGAUGGUUGAACGACUUCUUCUUGCUGGCCUCCAAAACCCGAGGCGGAAAGUGCGGGUUUAUCUUCACUGUGCUAACCGAAACAGAGGCUACAGUAAAGGCGCCGUCACACUGAUGGCCAUGAAUCUGGCUGCUAGACCAUCCAGGCUGACUCUGCCUGCCCUGCUGUCGCCCAGCACAGUGGAGGCCUUUGUCCUGCAGUCGGACCAGCCAAACGAGGCAGGACUCUACUCUAGGUCUGUGAUGCUGAAUGAGAAACUGCUGCAGAUGUUAGACGACCAAACUCUCCCCGAGCUGAAGGGUAACAUUCUGCCCCCAGCGGACCAUCUCUCACUUCCUGGAUUCUCCUUGGCUUUCUUUGUCUUUACCGAGGCCGAAGCAGCAGCCUGUCAUUGACCUCUGCUGGACGAAGUAGGAAGUGCAGCACUGGACACACGACUACUGGCCUUUUUCCACUACUAUACUGUCCCUGUGCGGCACGGUUCCACUCGGAGGGGCUGGGUUUUGCAUUUCCAUUACAACCGGGCAGAUGACGCACUUUUCUUGAGUCGUUGACGCAACAACACACACUUUGAUUCCCUAUUUAUUUUUAUAUCCCAUCAUAAAAUCUGAUCGAUUUAAUUUAAGAGACAUUUAAUAUAUUUAAAUGGUUUCAGAUGGACGGCGGCCCGCCCCACAUAGUGCUAUUUACGAAGAUUCAAUCUGUUUGACGCGCUAUUUUG
Messenger RNA from Gadus chalcogrammus (walleye pollock), 2107 nucleotides. It is a transcript of the gene hpse, whose product is annotated as heparanase. Lineage: Eukaryota; Metazoa; Chordata; Actinopteri; Gadiformes; Gadidae. The coding region runs from base 117 to 1781 and encodes 554 amino acids. The transcript is spliced from 12 exons. Gene Ontology annotation, molecular function: hydrolase activity, acting on glycosyl bonds. Gene Ontology annotation, cellular component: extracellular matrix; membrane. The record is from RefSeq and is a predicted model, not a curated record.